Molecule: messenger RNA, 3881 nt
Organism: Schistosoma haematobium
Lineage: Eukaryota; Metazoa; Platyhelminthes; Trematoda; Strigeidida; Schistosomatidae
Product: EF-hand calcium-binding domain-containing protein 1
Exons: 7
Coding region: 180-623 (147 amino acids)
Molecular function (GO): calcium ion binding
Source: RefSeq, a predicted model, not a curated record
GUGAAAUCUUUCAAGUAUAAACUGGAUCCUCACGUAACGAUAUACACUAAGAAAUAGCAUACGUCAACUGAUUUACUGCUCUUAAUAUUUAGGAAUGUAUUGGUUAGUGUAUAUGAUUAUUUUUGUUUUAAUCUUUCACGUCUUGUGUGUUACUAUGACAUUUCACGGUUGCAUUUAAUAUGUUGGAAAUCUCCAUCAGGAAAGCUAUUAAUAGAUUGACAAACAAGCUUGCGAACAAUGUGAACUUCACUCGUUUAGAAUGCGAAGCUUUGUUAGAUAUGUUCGUUAAAUUUGACAGCAAAAAGCCUUUCGGAAAGUUAGAUCGGAUGAAGUUCAGGGAAAUACUGCAUCAUACAUUUAAGAUGACAGAUGACGUCAUGAUUGAUAGAAUUUUCCGUGUUUUUGACGGGGAUUUCGAUGGUGGUGUCAAUGCUCAAGAAUGGGUGAUGGGAUUAUCAAUAUUCCUACGAGGUACUUUAGAAGAAAAAAUAAAAUUUGCGUUUGAUGUUUAUGAUCUCAACAGUGAUGGAAGAAUAACCAGAGAGGAAAUGUUUCAGCUAUUAAAGUAUUCUCUUGUCAAAAUUGUAUCAAUUACUUCUGCAUUUAUAAGCAUGGUCACUUGAUUUUAUCGCACUGAGCACUGUUGCUCACAAAGAUAAUACACAAAACCCGGAUGAAAUAUUUUAUAACCCCUUGCUUGUCAUAAAUUCGGCCCCGAAUUUUCAUACUUUUGCUCUAUCUUAUGUGUGAUUGACCCCGGAAAUUUUCUGCGCCAUUUUAGGAAGCUUGUAUGGUGCCUGUAUUUCCAGACUACCGAAUCAACCGAGCAUCUUUCAGAAUUAAUUUGUAUGUUAAAAUCAAACCUCUGGGCGUAAACAUGAAAAUCUUGACUGUAUAUUAUUUUAUAAACUUAUCUGAACACUAGCUUGUCUCUUUCACCCGUUACCGCGCUUGUGCUUUGUCAUUAGCAACCUAAAAGCCUAGGUAGCACCUAAAAGUGAUUAAUAACCAUUUGGUUUGGUCUUAGCUAAAGAAUUACCCUUGAACCGUUCGGUCUUACAGCCAAUUAUUACCGACUCCAUUCGAACUAUUCGAUAAAACGGAAGUACAUAUUUUUUAAAUUAAGCUUAAAGAAAAAUGAGAGAGAUCACGUCUGUUGUAAUAGGAUAGCGUUCUUUCCACUUAUUGCUUCUAAGCCUUUAUUGGCAAUAUAAUACGGCGUCACAAAGUAAAUUCUUUGUUAUGCAUAGUCCAUUCUUAGUAUAGUGCAUAUAUAUAAUCUGUAUUUGAUCUUUCAAGUGAAAUAGAAUGACUCGCUCUUCAAAUUCAAAGCAGUUUAGGUGUUCUGUCAAUUUUUUUCAAAAUCUUUCUACCCUAUCUCCUGAUUUUUCAGCUAUAUUUGGCAUGAUUUCACAUUGAAAACAAUGUUAUUUUGCUUUGCAGAUAACGUCAAUACUUUAGAGAAACAUUAGAAGUGGCAUAUAUAAAUUACAUUUAUAAAUUGUUAAAAGCUUAUCAAAGAGUUUUGUUUUUUAAUUAACUUACAUGCAAACUGCCGUUAACAGAUAAGAUGUUCUGUACUUUGUAAACCAAAAAUCAAUGCAAAGUUUAAGGCUAUACCCCUCAAGUAUCAAAGACAUGAAUUGUUUGUAUACAAAAAAUUAUGUUUUACUUUGAGCUUUAGAUAACCGGUACAAGUGUAUGUUGUAAAUUGGAUAAUGUAGGUGCAUGUCAUGGAUUCAGGUUUUUAUUUUCCUGUCUCCACUGUGUUACUAAGAUUUUUUCCAUGUUUUAUCUAUCAUCAUCUAGCCGGAAUUCACCUUUCAACAUAAAUUUACAUACUAUUCAUUUGGGCAUACUACUUGAUAUUAUGAUAUAUUUUCAAAUAUAACUGAAAAAAUGAAAUUUAUUAACCAAAAACAAAAGGCUUCCUGUACUAAACCAAUAAUGUAUUGUGAACAUUGAUGGACCUCAUUGAAACAGAUCUACCAACAGUCACCGUGUAAACUUAAGUAUUCAACAAAAAUCCUUCAAACCAGGAGGAAACUUCCACUGACCAUGAAUUGUUUUUAAAUUUAGUCAAACUAGAUACAAGUAUAUAUCGCUGAUGUUUUGUGGCGUCUUGCACUAUCUUAAAAGUAAAGGCAUUUUUAGACCGCAGUUUUGGAAAAUAACAAAUGAUAUUCAACUCUACAAGCACUUUGCAGGUUGGAAUAUUAACGUGGCACGAAAAGGUCGUCUCGUCCUCGUAUGAAACUUCUUGACAGCGCACAUCCAUGAUCUCUCACGCGCCAUUUGGACCCAAUACCUUCGCUCUUGCUCCCGAAUGCUUAACCUCUAUACCACUGAGACAGCAUUUAACGGCGUUUACGUCUAACUUCCAGGUUUUCAAUGGCGAGGGAACAUUGAUUGGUUUAUGGUUUUCAAUGAAAUUCAAUAAUUUCCACAACUCAAGGCUGUAAAAACAUUAAUUCUGAAUAGUUUUACAAAUACAUACUUAUUAUCACAAAUCAGUGAUAUGUGAACAACUCAUAAAAAUUGUAGGGCGAUAAACAUUUAGUUCAUGACACACUCACAGUAUACUACUCACUGUGGGGCUAGCUACUAGAUUUAUGAUACUAGGUUAAAAGAAAGUUAAUUCAAUCGUUAAAAAGUCUCACAAGUUUAAUAAAAGUUCAACAUUUAAAAUAGCUAUGUAGAAUAGUUAGAAUAGGCUCAAGCAAUUUUUAUUCAGCUUUCCCUUCCAUAAGAUCACUUGCUAUGCCUAGUCUUGAAAGCUUUUGAAAGUCAAAAAGUUACUGGUCGUUUGUAUUUUUCACUUCUAUCUAUUUUGAUCACUAUGCUUCCCUGAGCCAAAUUAGUAUAAACUGAACCUGAGAUCAAAUUGCUUGAAUCCAAACACUUAAAUCCAAGUGUUCGAUCAAAAACCAGAUAUUAAUAACCAAAGUUAUAUUGACAUAAUUACAGAAUGGGGAGUAGUGAAUGAGUCAGUUUAAUAUGUAAAAUAGCCGCUUAUGUGUCGUAAUGUUUCUAUCUCUAAUCUUUGACCAGUCAUAGAUCACAUUGACUAAUCUCAAAACAGAUAUACCAAUCUUCUCUUAUCACAUACACUGGCAGACUAUUCACAAGAAAACCGGUCAAAACUAAACAGCAUCAAACAUUUGUUUCUUCCUAACUUAAAAUUUAUUCGUCAGUGUGUAUACAAAUAAUUUGAAAGAUUAUCCAGUAGGUUUUAUAUAUAGCAACAAGGAUGUACACUGUCGAGCAGAUCCUAAGCCUAAACAACGUUACAGCUGUUUGCGAUACUCUCAUAAAAGAUGUAUCAGUUUUUUCCUGAAAUCUAUCUUUAAAUAAACAAAAUAAAAGAUAUUUCAAACAGCAAGUAUAUGUAUUUAGAAAGCAGUCAAUGUAAAUAUUUUGUUUAAUCCUUUAUUCAUUUGUUUAUUUUAAAUUAUAAAAGCAACCAACAGAUGAGGAUCCUGAUGAAGGAAUUAGAGAAUUAGUUGAAAUGGCAUUUAAACGAUUGGAUAUGGAUCAUGAUGGAAGACUGAAUUACACUGAUUUUCAACAAGCUGUUGAGGAUAAUGCUUUAUUGUUAGAAAUUUUAGGACAGUGUUUUCCUAAUGAAGAGGUGACUACAGCCUUUUUAUCAACAUUUCAAGAGAUUAAAGUACCAGAAUCGAUUUGUUAUAUUAAACCAGCUAAAUCAUUUAUCAGUUCUAUUAAUGCUUAAAUGAAGAAUAAAAAAGAGAGAAAGGCAGGAAAACAAAAUGUUUCAUUGAAAUAUUCAUUUGAAUAUUGUUUUUUUUUAUUUAAUUAAUCGUAUCAUAUUUUUGGCCGUUUUCAUAAAAUUUGUCUAAUAAAUUCUAUCUUAUAGAUUU